This is a messenger RNA of Alligator sinensis (Chinese alligator), 813 nucleotides long. It is a transcript of the gene AQP5, whose product is annotated as aquaporin 5. Gene Ontology annotation, cellular component: apical plasma membrane; plasma membrane. Gene Ontology annotation, molecular function: water channel activity. NCBI's taxonomy places the organism in Eukaryota, Metazoa, Chordata, Crocodylia, Alligatoridae. Gene Ontology annotation, biological process: transmembrane transport. The record is from RefSeq and is a predicted model, not a curated record.
AUGAGGAAGGAAAUCUGCAGCCUAGCUUUUGCUCGAGCUGUCUUCGUGGAGUUCCUCGCGACGCUCAUCUUCAUCUUCAUUGGCCUUGGCUCGGCCCUGAAAUGGCCCUCAGCCCUUCCCAGCAUCCUGCAGAUCUCGCUGGCUUUUGGGCUGGGCAUCGGCACCCUGGUGCAGGCAUUUGGCCACAUCAGCGGCGCCCACAUCAACCCAGCGGUGUCUAUCGCCUUCUUUGUGGGCAACCAAAUCUCCUUCUUCCGGAUGCUGUUCUACGUGGUUGCCCAGCUGGUCGGCGCCAUCACAGGGGCAGGCAUCCUCUAUGGAGUGACUCCAGCCAACACCCAUGGAAAUCUAGCUAUUAACGCGCUCAACAACAACAUAACUCCUGGCCAGGCACUGGUAGUAGAGAUCCUUCUCACCUUCCAGCUGGCCAUGUGCAUCUUUGCCUCGACUGACAACCGCCGGACCGACAACCUGGGCUCUCCCGCACUGUCCAUUGGUCUCUCUGUCGCCUUGGGCCACUUGAUUGGGAUCUACUUCACAGGCUGCUCCAUGAAUCCUGCCCGAUCUUUUGCACCGUCUGCCAUAAUGAGAAGCGUCAUAAUGAGAAGGUCCAGCAGCGCCCACUGGGUCUUCUGGGUAGGACCCAUCCUUGGAGCAGUCCUGGCUGCGCUGCUGUAUUUCUACAUUCUGGUUCCCUAUUGCAUGAACAUGUCCGACCGGAUAGCCAUCGUGAAAGGCACCUACGAAUCCGAGGAAGAGUGGGAAGAGCAGAGGGAAGAGAGGAAGAAGUCCAUGGAGCUCACCUCCCCAUAA